Molecule: messenger RNA, 2577 nt
Organism: Glarea lozoyensis ATCC 20868
Lineage: Eukaryota; Fungi; Ascomycota; Leotiomycetes; Helotiales; Helotiaceae
Exons: 5
Coding region: 1-2577 (858 amino acids)
Cellular component (GO): plasma membrane
Molecular function (GO): calcium-activated cation channel activity
Source: RefSeq, a predicted model, not a curated record
AUGUCUGAUUCCGUCGACACGAACGAGAAGAAUGUCUCCUUGUCAGGCUUGAUAGCCACCUUGGCCCCGACUGCCCUUGUGGCCGCCGUCUAUAUCCUCAUCUUCCUGAUCCUGCGACGAUCGCAGCGCAGAUGGUAUGCUCCAAGAACAUAUCUUGGUGGCAUGCGAGAAGAGGAGCGAACAACCCCUUUACCGAAUGGCUUCUUCAACUGGAUUGGCCCGUUUUGGAAGAUACCGGAUACUUAUGCACUACAACACCAGUCUCUCGAUGCCUACCUCUUCCUGCGGUUUUUGCGCAUGACGGUGGUCAUUAUGUUCUUCGGUGCAAUCGUGUGCGGCGCCAUAUGCUUUCCAAUCUUCAUCACGGGGGGAGCUGGUGGGGAGCAAUUGGACAUGCUAUCAAUGGGUAACAUCAACAAGGACAAGAAAGGUGGAAAAUAUAGGUACUUCGCUCCGGUGGGCGCUGCAUACAUCUUUUUUGGCUUUGUUCUUUUUCUCGUCACCAGGGAGAGCAUUUUCUACAUCAAUCUUCGCCAAGCCUUCCUCCUUUCGCCAGUAUAUGCCAACCGAAUUUCGGCCAGAACGGUGCUGUUUACAGCGGUACCAAAGUCAUAUCUUCACGAGGCAAAACUUCGUAGAGUCUUUGGCAGUGCCGUCCGCAGAGUCUGGAUUGGUCGCGAUACCAAAAUCGUCGAUGAUUUGGUGGAGGAACGUGACAAAGUCGCUUAUAAGCUCGAGGCCGCUGAGGUUAAACUGAUCAAGCUCGCAAACGGAGAGCGAUUGAAGUCCAUCAAGAAUGGAGCCGCUCUUGACGAGGAGCCCAUGGGCGCAGACGCUGAGUCUGGAUCGCUUGCUGCACGUUGGGUUCCGAUCGGAAAGAGACCUAGCCUCAAACUGGGGAAAUUUGGCCUGAUUGGAAAGAAGGUCGAUUCGAUUGAUUGGUGUCGUGAGCGCUUAGCAACUUUGAUUCCCGAGACAGAAGCUGCUCAAGCUGCCUACAGGGCUGGCGACACUGCGCUUAGCGGAAGUGUCUUUAUUGAGUUUGUGCACCAGUCAGAUGCACAAGCUGCUUUCCAGACCCUGUCUCAUCACCAAGCCCUUCACAUGUCCCCGCGUUAUAUUGGCAUCAACCCGAAAGAGAUUGUAUGGAAGUCGUUAAGCAUCCCAUGGGUUCAACGUGUAAUCCGAAGAAUCGCCGUUCUUGCCUUCAUCACUGCUCUGAUUGUCUUCUGGGCCAUCCCUGUUACCUUUGUCGGUCUCAUAUCAAACGUCAACUAUUUGAUGGGUAAAUACUCAUGGCUGCAUUGGUUGAACAAGAUUCCAACUCAAAUACUGGGCGUUGUUACUGGUCUAUUGCCACCUGUUGCACUCGCAAUACUGAUGUCCCUUGUUCCUAUCAUCAUGAGAAUGGUUGCCAAGCUCGCCGGAGAACCCUCUCUCGCUCGUGUCGAACUCUUCACUCAAAACGCCUAUUUUGUUUUCCAAGUUGUACAAGUCUUCCUUGUUAUGACGCUCUCUUCGUCCGCACCUGCCCUCAUCCAACGUCUUUCAGAUAAUCCUGGCGAUGCUCCUCAGAUUCUCGCCGAAAAAUUGCCUGUUGCUUCCAACUUCUACAUUAAUUACUUUAUUGUUCAAGGUUUGACCGUUGCCUCUGGCGUUCUGUCUCAAGUCGUCGGCUUCAUUGUCUUCAAGAUUUUGUACAAAUUCUUGGCUGGUACACCCAGAAAGAUGUAUCAAAAGUGGUCAAACUUGAGCGCCAUCUCUUGGGGAAGCACCUUGCCAGUCUUCACCAACAUCGCAGUCAUUGGUAUUACUUACUCAUGUAUAGCUCCUCUUGUGCUCUUUUUCGCCACCAUCGGCAUGUCACUGUUUUACAUGGCAUUCCGCUACAACAUUCUCUUCGUUACCGACAGUCAGAUUGAUACUAAGGGCCUUAUAUACCCCCGUGCGCUCCAACAACUUCUUACAGGUGUUUAUAUUGCCGAAAUCUGCUUGAUUGGUCUUAUGGGACUGGCAGCAACACCUGGUCCAUUGAUCUGCAUGGUUGGCCUCUUGAUUUUUACAAUACUCUACCACUUGUCUCUCAACUCCGCUCUCGACCCUCUCCUUUACAACCUUCCCAAGUCCCUAGAAGCCGAAGAAGAAUCGCUUCGCGACGGUAUCGAGAACGGUGUCCGUGGAGACUCACACGACAGCACCCUCAACGAGAAGACUGGAGAGGUAUCAUCUAGUUCCGCCCCAACCAAGAAGCCAAACUUCAUCUCCAAAUUCUUCGCUCCCCACAUCUACUCCGAUUACGCCACUCUCCGCCAACUCGUCCCCCACAAUCUUGUCGAUGUCGAUCAAUUAUACGAAGAAGCCACAGCCACGAACGCAUACUACCCACCUUCCGUCACCAGCGACACACCACUCCUCUGGAUUCCAAGAGACGAAGCUGGCAUCAGCGCGCAAGAAAUGGCUCAUACCAGCCGCGUCAUCCCAAUCACAGAUGACGGAUGCACCAUGGACGAGAACAACAAGAUGGUUUGGGAUACCGAGGGUAGACCACCCCUUUGGGCAGAGAAGAUUUACUAUUAG